Molecule: messenger RNA, 1399 nt
Organism: Lagopus leucura (white-tailed ptarmigan)
Lineage: Eukaryota; Metazoa; Chordata; Aves; Galliformes; Phasianidae
Gene: NICN1
Product: nicolin 1
Exons: 4
Coding region: 1-870 (289 amino acids)
Cellular component (GO): nucleoplasm
Source: RefSeq, a predicted model, not a curated record
AUGUCGGGAGCGCCGGGCCCGGGAAGAGCCCCGCUGCCCUGCACCGCCCGCGCCGCCGCCCACCUGCAGCUGCCCGGGGGAGCCGAGGCGGCGCGGCCCGGCGUGGCCGUCAUUGACGUGCGCUUUCCCUGCGGCGGCGCGGCUGACGUGCACGAGAUCGUCUUCAAGAACUUCUACACCGCCUUCCUGAGCGUGCGGGCGCAGCGGGCCGGGCCGCCGGGACCCCGCAAGUGGCUCACCUGCCUCCGCGACCUGCGGCUGAUGCCGUGCCCGCACACGGAGCUGGGCGCGCAGGAAUACUUCUCUCUCCGCCGUUCCCAGAUGCUGUGCGACAUGGAGCAGGUGACGGCGCUGCGCUUCAUCCUGCGGCAGCCCUCCCCGGCGUGGCUGCACUUCGGAAUCGAGGAGCUGCAGCUCUUCCCUCCUGGCAGCAAGACCUCCCCACAGGACGUCCCUUCCUGGUUGUCCCAGCUGAGCCCUCCGGAGCGACCCCUCAGCCUGCACGGGGUGAGUGGGGCUGUCCCGUGCCGUGGGUGGGGCUGCCGGUGGGUGCCACCCUGUCCCGGGGUGCACGGGUUGGUCCUUCCCAUCCAUCACAUGGCCCACAUUGUCCAUCUGCAAAGCGCACAGCUGGUGGCUGCUCCAGUGCUGCCAGGCCUUCUGACCCCAACAGAUUGUGGCUUGAGCGCUCCAUUCCCAGCGGAUGUACCGAAUCACGGUACCCAACCCCUGGGCGCUUCCAGCCCCCUCCUGGCCCUGCUGGCACCAGGAAUCAUUCCAGAGCCCCAAAACCACUGCCCGGUGCUGGAAGCAGUUUGCAGUUCAGAAGAAAAAUACCCACUGAGACGUGCAGCUCGAGGUGGCAUUUAAAUCAGCUCUUCCUCUGCCUGGGGACCGGGGAGGCCUCGCGAGCAGAGGCAGGUGGCAGAGGGAGGCUGACUGGUUGACUGGCAGGUCUGGGCCAGGAGGUGACCAUGGAGACCAUCACAGCCUGCAAGCACCAGUGUUGGGCCUGCUAGGUGGCUCUGGGUGAGCAGAGUCCAAGGAGAGUUGGGGCAGACGCCCAUGUCCCCGCGGGUUGUCACCGUGUGUCCCCACGUCACGCUGGGGUGGGAGGGAGAGGACAUGGGGAGCAUCGCGCAGUGCUGUGCUGGGAAAAGAGGACUGAGUUUGAGCGUCGUGGUUGCUGAACCUUGGUGGUGCAAUUAGGUCUUUAAUCAUUAGCUAAUUGCUGCUCUGGACGCCCGCCAGCGGGGCCGUGCCACCCUCAGGGUCACCGUUUCCCAGCCGCCCAUCAGGGCUGCUCUGCGGGCGCUGUGGCCGUGGCUCGGUGCUGCCGUGCGGCCUGCACGAGGGCUGCCCCGGCUCUCCCGGCCCUUCCUGCACCGCUCCCGCUGCC